Messenger RNA from Parathielavia appendiculata, 3461 nucleotides. Its product is annotated as WD40 repeat-like protein. Bases 165 to 3308 code for a protein of 1047 amino acids. The transcript is spliced from 2 exons. Gene Ontology annotation, molecular function: protein binding. The record is from RefSeq and is a predicted model, not a curated record. NCBI's taxonomy places the organism in Eukaryota, Fungi, Ascomycota, Sordariomycetes, Sordariales, Chaetomiaceae.
CAUCAAUCGCCCCUACUUCACCUUCUCGAAUGAAUCGUCCUUGCUCUUCGCGAGUCACCACCUGCUUCUACGGCCCAUCCCCGACACCGCCUUUCUCGUUUCCGAGUGCGCCGGAGUCAAUGCACGUCGAUUUCUGAGCACAGAUUCGCGGCACCCGACAAGCGAUGGCUGGUUUCACUCCUCAGCCCGACGAGGGUUACUCUGAACAUCCCUUGACCGCUUUCUCCGCCCCGGUACCUUUCUCGCUCAAGUCGCGCGAGGACGCCCUCACGGCAUUGGGUUCAAGCCGGUCACGCGAUGAGUUUCCCCCAUGGUUGAUACAGCACCUAUCUGGACUUUCCAUCACUCGCAAGACCGAGCUUGCCAUGGCCCUUCUCCACGAUCUCCCCACAAGCGUCAUUUCCCAAAUCGUCGGGAACCUCCACCCCCGCCUAUACAUCGAUUUCGUGCGUUACCUACCUCCCGAAGUGUGCCUCAAAGUUCUAGAGUACCUUGACCCCGUCUCGCUCAUCAACGUCGCACGAUGCUGUCGGGCAUGGUACGAUCUCGCUUUGGACCGGAAGCUGUGGGAGCAGCUGUAUUAUCUCGAAGGAUGGAAAGCAUUGCCUGCCGAGAUCGUCGCGGCGGAGCGGGAGAUCAACAAACCGUCCUCCUCUGCGCAUGGUGCGCUGCAACGGCCGCAAUUCGGAGACAAGGGUCAUGCGCACAAAAAGCGCGCGCUGUCGCUAUCACCAACGCUAGGCGCCGAUACAGACACGGUGAUGGUCGAUGCAGGGACCGGUGUCGGACAGGAACCGACGAACAUGACGUUGGAGCAGAUCAGCAUCUUCGGCGGGCCACGCAACCCUGCUCCGAAGAGUGGUAUGCCCCAGCAAAUGGUCGAUCUCGACACCCCGAACCCAAUGACAAGGUCCACUUCUAUGGGCAAAGCAAUGAACAAGGGGAAAGGGAGAGCUUUGUCCCCGGGGCUAAGGGGGCCCACACCUACCAAGCCCUCGUUCUUGGAAACAGUGAUGGACACACCACGUCUGCCUAAGUCGACGUUGUGGACUUGGGAUGGAUCGUCCACUCAAUACAGAAUCAACUGGAAGUAUCUCUACACCAUGAGGCGGCGGCUUGAAUCAAACUGGGAGCGUGGGAAGUAUGUCAAUUUCCAGUUUCCGCAUCCCGCCUACCCGGAGGAAGGUCACGGGGAGUGCGUCUACAGCCUCCAACACAAUUCACAGUACCUCGUUAGUGGGAGCCGAGAUCGGACGCUGAAGGUGUGGGAUAUGAAGUCGCGGCGGUGUCUUCGCACUCUGGCCAAACACCGAGGGUCCGUUCUCUGCUUGCAGUUCGAUUCCAGCCCGGAAGAGGAUUUGAUCGUCUCAGGCAGCUCGGACUCGGAUGUCAUCAUCUGGAGGUUUUCAACUGGAGAGCCGAUCCAGAUUCUCAAGAACGCGCACCGGGAAUCGGUGCUUAAUGUGAGGUUCGAUCAGCGCAUCCUGGUGACCUGCUCCAAAGACAAGACGAUCAAGGUUUUCAACCGCAAGCCGCUUCGCCACGGCGACCUGGGAUAUCAAGAAGUGGAUCCGGUACCGAGAAAUGUGAAGGACUACGGCUACAACCUGCCCAUGACGCCUGACGAUUUUCCGGUGGUCCCGGCGUGGACCAUGAUCGGGUGCCUGGAGGGCCACGGUGCCGCCGUCAAUGCUGUGCAGAUCCACGACCGCGAGGUGGUGUCGGCUAGCGGAGAUCGCUAUAUCAAGGUCUGGGACUGGCCAACCCAGGUGUGCACGCGGACGAUUGUCGGUCAUCACAAGGGCAUUGCCUGCGUGCAGUAUGACGGUCGUCGCAUUGUCAGUGGCAGUAGUGAUAACGAAAUCAAGGUGUUUGACCGCCAGACCGGGCUGGAGGUUGCCACUCUCCGUGCCCAUUCCAGCCUGGUACGCACCGUGCAGGCCGGCUUCGGGGAUCUCCCCUACAGCGUCGAAGAUGACGCUGCCGAGGCCAAGAAAGUGGAUCAAGAGUACUUCAAGGCGGUUGAGAUGGGCUUGAUCGACGAGCGGGAGAGGCCGAGGUCGGGAAGGCGUCCCGCGAAUGCUGGGUCUAGGCGACCAGAGGAUAUCUGUGCGUACGGAGCCAAGCUCCCCCCCGGAGGAGGAGGCGGCAAGUACGGGCGGAUUGUCAGCGGGAGCUAUGACGCCAGCAUCAUCAUAUGGCGGAGAGACAAGGAAGGCGUCUGGAAAGACCAACAUCACUUCAAGCAGGAGACGGCCGCCGUUGCCGCCCUACAGCAUGAUCGCGCGCAGUCGUCUGUGCCCCUGCAUCCCUCGGUGCAGAAUCUUGUCAGUCGCGAAGCCCUCAGAGCGAUGAGAACGGCGGCAAGCGGGCCUUUUGCUACAGCGCCUGUCGCCGCAGGAACCCCGACGACCGCGCCAGCCACAGCAUCGCGUUUAGGAACGGCUAGUGCUUCCCCAGGUCCCUCAGCAAUUGGGCAGACGCUGCCGCCACUUAGCACGCUUACCACGGAUUUGGGCCAGGCGGACGCUGCGCCGGGAAUGCCCCAGCAGCUCUGCCAGGUAAUCGACAGCGUUGUGCAGGGCGGUCAGCAUGCCCUAGCGCAAGCCCUCGCAGCUUACCCCCAAAUCCUCAGCCAUCGGAGCUACGUGGAGGCCUGCAUCGACCGGCAGCAGAACCCGGUUCUCAGAAGCCAGCUUCGGCAGACGUACUCGAGCGCCCUUAUGAGGGCGCAGUUCGAGCAAGCACGGCAAAGACGCGAGGCGCUACGAAAUCAAGAGGAUGCGGCAUCGGGGUCUUCGACCGCCGGCCAGGCUUCGAUGGAGGGGAUUGCUGGCAGCCAACCGACCCCGGCCCAGCUGGCAGCCGCCUCUGCAAACCAGGCACACGCGCAAGCCCCUCCCCAAGGGGCAUCCAUGCAUCAGGUACCCCAUCCUGUUCCUGCUGUUGUUCCCGCUGCUGCUGCUUCUGCUGCUGGUGGUUUUACUGUUCCUGCUUCCGUUGCUGGGCCCGCCGUUGCCGGGUCCGGGGCUGACCAUGGUCUGAACCCUCCUCCUGUCCCGCCCCCGCCUUCGCCCUUAGGUCAGCCGCAAGCGCAAGCGCAGGCGCAGCAGCAACCGCACAUUGCCCAGGCGCCUGCACAAUUCGAGGUCGUUGACCCAGCUAACCCUGCCCGGGUGUUCAAGCUGCAAUAUGACGCGCGACGCAUCAUCUGCUGUAGUCAGAGGAGUGUGAUUGUCGGGUGGGACUUUUGCAACGGAGACCCGGAGCUGGAGGAGGCCAGUCGGUUUUUUGGGUCCGUGGAUUAACGGGUUGGAAGGCGUUGGAACGAAGGGAGAUGGUUAGGAUGCAUGAUUCUUGGAUUCUCGGGUCUCAGGCAUGAAGGGUUUUUGAUAAUUGACGAUGGGAUGGAGACGCGCCGUACAUAGCGUCAGGGGGUCAGCGAAACUGUACAUUUAACU